Messenger RNA from Mercenaria mercenaria, 2133 nucleotides. RefSeq lists its product as uncharacterized. NCBI's taxonomy places the organism in Eukaryota, Metazoa, Mollusca, Bivalvia, Venerida, Veneridae. The record is from RefSeq and is a predicted model, not a curated record. Bases 253 to 2001 code for a protein of 582 amino acids. The transcript has 2 exons.
ACAAUGGUGGUAUCUUAUAUGAGACAUCUGCUUAUUUUUUAAUGAACAUCUGUACAAAGUAAAGUAGAUGGGCCACGAUUUAUUGCAGUCAUUUACCACAGUUUUCAAUAUAAACAUAAAUGUGUGUUUAAAGUAAAACUGAAUCGUCACAUGCCAAUAGUCAUACGGGUACUAUUGUGAAAUAUAAAAAUACAUCUGACCUAGUUUGUCAAAGUUGUUGUGUUUACAGUAAACAGACCUCUUUGCUAUAACAUGAGCAUGGAAGUAUCAGGGAGGAAAGGAGCAACUGCAAUGUCAGACACUGUCAGCCAAUCAUCAACUGAAGAUUAUGAUAUAUCUUGUCAGCCGUGUUCGUUUGAGAGAAAUAAUGUUGGAGCUGAAGGCUAUUGUCAAACUUGCAGCGAAUAUCUUUGCAAAACCUGUCUUAAUGUACAUCGUAAACAGUCAGCUACAAGGAAUCAUAUCAUUCUUGGAAAUGACCAAAUGCCAAAAGAGCAAUCAAAAAGCAGAGACGUAUGUACUAAGCCUUGCUCAGUGCAUGUUCAAGAGAUCAUUAAAUUUUACUGUACAAGUCACGAUGUUGUUGGAUGUGGGGAUUGUAUGGUAAUAGAUCACAAGUCAUGCAAAGUGGACCUCGUUGAAAAUGUAUCAAGCACGACUGACAAUGAGAAAAGGGAAGUCAGAAAACAGAUUGACCAGUUUGAAAAAGAUAUUAAGAAAACAAAAAAAGAUCUUAUAUCUUCUAAGCAGGACAUUGUGGAAAAUUACUCAAAAAUUAGCCAAGAUAUUGCAGAGUUUAGAAAAAAAAUUAACAAGAGUCUUGAUAAGAUGGAAGCUGCGAUUGUUUUGGAGGCAAAUGAGGCCAAAAAAGACGCUGAAAGUGUAAUACUGCAUAUAUCAACUGAGUUGCAAACGCUUGAGAAAGACCUCAACUAUUUAUCCACAGACAUCAAAGGCUACUCAGGAAAACACAAUGAUCUAUUUGUAUCACUGAAAGAAACUAAAGCAAAACUGUGUUAUCUGAAAAUGUCACAUGCGCACUUGAAGAAGAAAAAUAAAAUACAGUUAUUUGAAUUUGAAAAAAAUGACAAUGCUGGUAUCCGUAACCUUUUGUCAGGUGAUGCAGUCAUUGGGAUGUUAAGGAUCAAACAAGAUAAACCGCAGGAAUUUCCAAACGUACCGACUGAUCGAAUACCGGUAAAUAUGCUGGAAAUGGCAGCAUUAUACGUUGGAAAAAUUGAAUCUAAAGAUGAAAAAUAUGAACCAAAAAUGUCAGGAAUAGCUGUAUUGUCAGCUGACGAAUUGGUUGCAACUGACAACCGAAAUGAAAAUGUUAAGUUGGUAAAUUUAAAGAACAAUGAAAUUAAGUUUAAACUUCCUCUCAAGUCUGCACCUUUUGAUAUAGCAUGCAUUGGUACAAAUAGUGUUGUCGUGACAGUACCCAAGAAAAAGCUUGUCAAAGUUAUAUCUGCGAUGGAUGUGAUACUAACAGAACAGAAUGAUAUUUUAGUGAAUGGAGAAUGCUAUGGAAUCACUCAUUUUUCAGACGGAUUUGUCAUAUCGUUUUGUCGUCCAGAAAAGAUUGAAACGAUUGAUAUGCGAGGCAAUGUGUUAAGAUCAGUUGUUUUUGAUCCGAGCGGAGAAAAUUUGUUCUCGAGACCACAAUAUGUAGAUAUUUGCCAUUCGACGAAAAGGAUAUAUGUUUCAGACCGGACAAAGGAAGAAGUGAUAGUGAUAACACCAGAAGGGAAGUUAAUCGGCAAGUAUAAAGAACCCACAUAUCCUCAGGGCGUGUGUGUUUUAAAUGAUGGGAGGUAUCUAGUAGCGAUGUAUGUAGGUGAUAUCAAUGUAGUAUCCAGCGGAUGCAUCAAACAGAAAACAUUGAUAGAAAGGAAAACUACUUUAAGAUGGGCUUGGGGUAUAUGCUACAGCUACGAGCAUAAGAAACUAUUUGUAAGCUACGAAAAUGGAAGAUACAUUAAUGUUUAUCAGUUGCAAUGAACACAUAUACGCGAACAAAUAAAAUGCUAGCACGGAUAUGCUUCAUUUCAAUAAAAAAUAUAAGAAAUUCCCUUGUAGGCGUAGAAUGCAAUAAAAUAAUAAUAGUAAAAAAACAAAAAAAAAAAAAAAAAA